This is a messenger RNA of Lathyrus sativus (Indian pea), 375 nucleotides long. Lineage: Eukaryota; Viridiplantae; Streptophyta; Magnoliopsida; Fabales; Fabaceae. The record is from the annotation of a GenBank genome assembly.
AUGGAAGCAAGUUUAAAGAGGCCGAGGAAACUCAAAAGUCUAGAAACAUGCAAUUGGACAACUGCUAUGGAUGAAGUUUUGCUUGAUGCAUAUUUGCAUCAACAAACAUUGGGAAAUAAAAAUGGUAAUAGUAUGACAACAAGCGCUAUGGAUAGCAUUCUUAAAGAAUUGAAGACUCACUUUCCGGACAAACCAAUUUCCAAAGAAAAAAUAAAAGAUCACAUGAAACACAUCAAAACAAAGUUCAAUUCUUGUUAUGACCUUUUCCAGAAUGGCUUGAGUGAGUUUGGAUGGGAUUCAACAACAAAUAUAUGGAUUGCGGAAGAUGAAGUUUGGAACAAGCUAAUUGAGGCAAAACCCGAAGCUGCUGAAUAA